AUGGUCAGUGGCAACACCACAGUGAUCUCCGAGGUGAAAAUGGCAGUUCAAGAGAACACUAAACAAAUCACAGCCGUGAAAGAGUCAUUUGAUGCUGUAUGUGCUGAGAUAAAUGAUAUGAAGGACAGAGUUGUCAACGUUGAAUCACAGCUUGAAAAAUACAAGGCAUACGCUGAAACACAGGAGAAGCGGAUCUCUCACCUGGAGAGCUAUUCACGCCGUUGGAAUUUAAAACUAUACGGCUUGGCCGAGAAGGCGAAGCAAGACUUGCGGCAAGAGGUUAUCCAGGUGUGCCAGUCUGUUUUACCGGACGCGAAGGAUAAACUACCAGACGUGGUGGAUACGGUGCACCGCCUCGGUCCUAAGAAACCCAGCAACAACCAUCCCAGAGGCGUCAUCAUGCAGUUCACAUCCAGGGUCCACCGUGAUGCUGUCUGGCGGGCCGCAAAGAAGUCAGCCUUUCUGAAGGACAACAACUUAAAGCUGGCAGAGGAUCUGUCAGCUGAUGACCGCGACCGGAGAAACCGACUGUGGCCCGCCGUGGAUAAAGCACGCAAGGACAAUAAGAAUCUCAAUGAUGGAAUGGCGUGUGAGGUGGAGACUGAUUUAUGUGGUCUGGUGUCAAAUAUUUUGGAUGAUGCAGAUCCUCUGGACAGCUACCAUGCCGAGCAGAACUUAUCUAAACUCGAGACAAUCUGGUCUCCGAAGACAACAAGAGAAGAUGAUCUGCACUACAUUCAGUCAGAGUCAAACACAAAACCAAAUCCUGUCUUUCUACUCAACCACACAUACCCCAGAUCACUCGGUAAAGCACCAGGCCAGAACACAGCUGUCAAUCGUAAAAAUGUUCGUCAGCAAUUCAUUGGCUUUGAUACCAAUGAGAGUUUUACUCCCUGCAGUGGAGACAUGGACACCUACUCCCACUUUGUACAACCGCCCUUGCCACCAGGUCUACCAGUUCCCACUGUUGAAAACUUCCAGCUGUCAAAGAUGAGACAAUCUGAAGACGUUAGUCCCACUAAUAAAGACAGAGGGAAGUAUGAGUUCUCCGAUUUGUCUGACUUGAAUGGUGCCUCAGCACCUCAGAGCAAGAUGAGCAGCCUAUUGUUCGAUCCAUAUUAUCAAGACAACUCCUGCCAAAGCAGUGUGAGCCCCAUUAGAAACAGGCGGCAUUUACCUGAAGAAGACAACAAACUAGUAAGCAAUGUUCAAGCUUUCAUAACUGGUGAGCAGGAUCACUUACAUGGCAGAGAGUACCACAACACGAACAGGCGGUACUAUGAAGACAACAUAGUUGAACAAGAGAAAUUUACCCGUCCUGCUAUGUCAACACACACUACUCCUACAGUACAGAUACAAAAUGAGCUGGUAGGACAGUUUGGAGCCAUGAAGAUGGAUCAAGAUGAAGGGGUUAGAAAACAUACUUUUCAGGUAGAUUUUGAUUCUCAAGCUCAAUCACGCUUCAUCCCUCAAAACACAGAAUAUUUCCACCAGCCGCAACCCCUGUCUGCAUCUUUUAAUUACCUAAAACCAUACCAGAAUAAUGAGUUAACAAAUAGAGAGGACACCUGUCUCCCCAUGAGCAUCACCACCAGUCAGUCUUCUCAGUAUCAUAGCCUGCCAAGCCAGCUGCAUAACCAGCUCAGGUUACCCAGGGACCCCUGGGUGCCCUCUAACCCAACCAAAAUGAUGUUUCAAUCUGCGUCGGAGUUACCACCUCAGUAUCCUCAUGCCAUGCAAAGAGCCCCAAUGUGCCCUCAAGACUACAGUCUUUUGGAUGGGACACAUAUCAACUGUUGGCCAGGACAGGCCCAGGUGAGAACCGAUGUAAACAGUAUUAGGAAGGGCCGUGGUGACUCAAUGCAGCUGGAAAGGAGCAGCGCCUAUAUGGGAGACUUUUUGGAGGAAAGGUCCAUACGGCACUUGGAUUGCAACACGACACCCCAGAAGAGAACUGUCAUUAGCAAUGUAGCCAAGAAUGAGGAUCCCCCACAAAGCCCCCUAUGUGAUUUCAUGGGGAGCAUGUACAACUCUGAGAGAUUUGAGGGACAAAAUGCAGCAGUCAAUGUAGGGAAGACCCCACAGUUCCUACCUUACAUGUGUCCUCCACGUGAACCCAGGCAAAAUUCUUGGCAGGUCUCUUGUAACUCCGCUAUCUCCAGAUCCUCUCUGGCUAGUGGAAACAGUACUCCUCCUAUGGACUGUGGUGACAUGUUGCCAGCUAAUUUGACAACUUCAAGUCCCUACUUUAGUGAUCUGAGUGGGUGCAGCAGAAAGAACAUUGAUCCGGGCAUGGGUUCUGUCUUGAAAACGAAGAUUGAGGAAGAAUCCAAGAACCAGCUUCACUUUUACCUGGAGAAGUGCUAUGAGCAGUUGAGAUGCUUGAAGAAAGAGAGAAAAAAGAUGGAAGUCACUGUCUCCAUGUUAUUUCCUGGGACAUUGCUUCGAUUAGUAAACAAUAGUGCCCUGCCCAAAAUGCCACCAAACCCAACGACGGUCGACUGUCUCGUUGUUGACCAGAUAUGUGAGCAAGCAAAGGUGGUGAGCCUUCUGGUUAGAAUGGAGACUCUGUUCAGCUUUACUCUCCAUGCCAAUAUCAAGUCAGCUCUUGACAGGCAUAAUGAGGCUAUCCGUGUUGCCCAGGCCAGGUGUGAGAGGGAGUUUGUCACUAUGUCUAACCGCCAGAGGCAAGGAGCGGCUCAUUUCAAGAAGAACAAAGACAUCCUUCUGCUGGCCACUGCGUUGAAGGACUUAUGUGUGACCACAAGGGAGACCCGUACAGUCCUGUGGUGUGCCCUCCAGAUGGCCACACCCAUAACUGAGGAGGAGGCCAGAAGACCACGUUGA
Molecule: messenger RNA, 2847 nt
Organism: Lampris incognitus (smalleye Pacific opah)
Lineage: Eukaryota; Metazoa; Chordata; Actinopteri; Lampriformes; Lampridae
Product: meiosis-specific coiled-coil domain-containing protein MEIOC-like
Exons: 6
Coding region: 1-2847 (948 amino acids)
Biological process (GO): mRNA stabilization; female meiosis I; meiotic cell cycle
Cellular component (GO): nucleus; cytoplasm
Source: RefSeq, a predicted model, not a curated record